Trypanosoma grayi is the source of this 1620-nucleotide messenger RNA. RefSeq names its product GAF domain-containing protein. Gene Ontology annotation, cellular component: cytosol. The coding region runs from base 1 to 1620 and encodes 539 amino acids. NCBI's taxonomy places the organism in Eukaryota, Euglenozoa, Kinetoplastea, Trypanosomatida, Trypanosomatidae. Gene Ontology annotation, molecular function: protein binding; L-methionine (R)-S-oxide reductase activity. The record is from RefSeq and is a predicted model, not a curated record. The transcript has a single exon.
AUGGAGACACAAGACAGUCCCGGACCUGUAUAUAACAACAAGGAGGAAUUGUACGCUCAUCUUGCACUUCAAGUGGAAGGCUUCGCCGACCUCCCAAACCGCAAGGUUGUUCCUAACACGAACACUAUGAUCGUUUUGAGCAACGUUGCUGCGCUUCUCUUCUACGAGCUGAACCGUCAUGCGAAUCCGUCAGCCAUGCUCCAGCAGCUGCCUGUGAACUGGCUUGGCUUCUAUCUGCUGCAGAGCCCACAGCUGCUUGUGCUUGGCCCAUUUCAGGGCCGCCCAGCGUGCACAGAGAUUAAACUAGGCCGCGGGGUCUGCGGGAAAGCUGCGCAGGAGGGGGAGACUCUCAUCGUCGCGGAUGUACAUGAGUUUACUAGCCAUAUCGCGUGUGAUAGUUUUUCUAACUCAGAGAUUGUCAUCCCAAUCAAAACAACAGAGGGACACGUUGUUGGUUUAAUUGACGUUGACAGCACCCAGUUGGGCUUCUUUGAUGAAGUGGAUUCAGAAGGCCUGCAGACCAUCGCCAAGAUUCUCUCACAGCACCUGGAGUUUCCGAUGGGACGUGUGCUGUCGAUGAAUCCCAUGCUGGCGAACGUGGCACUACACAACGCGAAAGCCACACCCACUGCCGCUGCUUCAGACAUCCGUAGUGGUGGCACAAUGACAGUGCAAUCGCUGCCGCGACCUCCAGGGACCAAGAUUGCGGCGGCUGUCCUCUCACCUGCGUCAUCGUCGACGACUGUUUUGACGCCACUCACUGAAGUCCCGGCUCUUUCCAAGGAGCCACAACGUCGUGUGAAGGAAGUAUCUGGCUGGGAGUUCACGGUAACAGAGCUCUCACGCAUAUUGACGCAGGAUGAGAUGCGGCAGUAUGAGGAGGAAAUUGGCAUCAGCGCCAUCCCUGAGAUACAGUUUGCGUUCAACACGCUUUCGAUUACACCCGUUGUGCGGGACGGUGCCCCACUGAUAACGUUUUCACUGAAGGAAAUGCUGCGCUCUGCGGCUGAGUUCUACCGCACUGAUGCGUACCGCCUGAAGAUUGCCCCACAGCUGACGAUUCCUGUUGCAGAGUCGUGGAAGCACACGUCAUUCGCGACGUUUGACCCGAAGGUUGACUGGGCAUGGCGCAACAAUUACUUCGGCGUCGACACGAAGCGUUGUACGCUGAAGUCGCUGGUGCCCUCCAUGCCUGGGGUGAACUGGGACCUGCUGAAGGAUCAGUCACUGCCGAUCCUCUUCUUCCACAACUUUGACAUUAUGGAGGAUGACCUCCACGACCAUGGUGUUGUGACGAGUUCUGUUCGUGUCCGCGUCAUGCCGCAGGCGUUUUUUAUUCUUUACCGGCACUUCAUCCGCGUCGACGGUUACCGCGUGUGGAUGCGGGAUGUUCGGCUCUACAAUGAGUACGCGGUCAGGCGCCCCGACGGGCAGCCGCACAUCGUCAUUCGCGAGGAGUUGCGGAUGCUCGAUCUUGACGACAGCGACGAGUGGCGCGAGCUCACCCCGGACGAGUACGCGCAGCGGGCGAACGUGGUGGAGGUGAACGAUUUUUUCGUGGACUUCGAUGCCACCAGCGACCACACGUGGUGGCACAGUAUUGGCGUGACACAGCGGUAA